ACGGGAAAUGCCAUACGCAUGCGUAUUUCCGGUUGAGAACGACGGCGAAAGGGAAAAGAGCUUCUUUCGCACGGCAGGGAGGGCGUCAAGACGCGUGCGCAGUGCGUGUUAUGGAAAUAGUGCUCCGGAGCGUGAAUUUUCUGGCGCGGCCGGAAGUGUCCGGAGAGAUUUGAGUGGAGCGUCCGAUUAGCCUCCCCUCACCCAUUGCGGGCGCUAUGGAACCGGGAGCUUGAGGGCGAAGCUGAUGCCUUUAGCCCAGACAUGUUAGCUGCUCCCCUCAGUGCAGGUACAGACUUCUCUGGAGCAUAAAGGCACUAUGUACUCAGAGUGGAGGUCCCUACAUCUUGUAAUUCAAAAUGAUAAGGGUCACACCAGUGUACUUCAUAGCUAUCCUGACAGUGUGGGGAGAGAGGUGGCAAAUGUUGUUGUGCGCCCUCUUGGCCAAGCUUUGAAUGCUUCACUACCAGCUGAGAGUGUAUUGAAAACAGACAAAGAAGUAAAAUGGACCAUGGAGGUAGUUUGUUAUGGCCUUACGCUGCCUUUAGAUGGCGACACAGUAAAGUACUGUGUUGAUGUUUAUACAGACUGGAUUAUGGCUCUGGUUUUACCAAAAGAUUCCAUUCCUGCACCCAUUGUGAACGAGCCAAAUCUUUAUGUUCAGAUCAUUCUCAAACAUCUGCAAAAUCUCUUUGUACCAAGGCAGGAUCAAGGUUCCAGUCAGGUUAAACUGUGUUUGCAAGUUUUGAAAGCUGUGCAGAAAUUGGCUCAUGAGUCGACCACCAUGGCUCGAGAAACAUGGGAGGUUUUAUUAUUAUUUCUGCUACAAAUUAAUGACACUCUGCUGGCAGCUCCAACAGUGCAAGGUGGAAUUGCUGAGAAUCUGGCUGAGAAGUUGAUUGGUGUGCUGUUUGAAGUCUGGUUGCUGGCCUGUAACCGGUGUUUUCCCACACCACCUUACUGGAAAACUGCCAAAGAGAUGGUAGCAAACUGGCGGCAUCAUUCUGCAGUGGUGGAGCAGUGGAGCAAAGUAAUCUGUGCCCUGACAGCCAGAUUGCUGCGUUUUACAUAUGGACCUUCAUUUCCACCUUUUAAAAUUCCUGAUGAAGAUGCCAGUCUGAUUCCUCCAGAAAUGGAUAAUGAGUGUGUUGCCCAGACUUGGUUCCGCUUUUUACAUAUGCUCAGUAAUCCUGUGGAUUUGAGUAAUCCAGCGAUUAUAAGCUCUACCCCCAAGUUUCAGGAACAGUUUCUGAAUGUGAGUGGAAUGGCUCAGGAAUUGAAUCAGUAUCCCUGCCUUAAACAUCUGCCUCAAAUAUUCUUUCGUGCUAUGCGUGGGAUCAGUUGCUUAGUGGAUGCAUUUCUAGGUAUUUCACGGCCAAGAUCAGACAGUGCUCCACCCACACCAGUAAAUAGACUUAGCAUGCCCCAAACUGCUGCUGUCAACACAACUCCACCUCACAAUCGAAGGCAUCGAGCUGUAACUGUAAAUAAGACAAUGAAAAACAGCACAGCUAGCACGGCUCAUUCUUCCAAAGUCCAACACCAGCCAUCCUCCACUUCUCCACUGUCUAGCCCAAACCAGACUGGUUCUGAGCCUCGACCUCUUCCUGCUCCCCACAGGCCAAAGGUUAACAGUAUCUUGAACCUCUUUGGAUCAUGGUUAUUUGACGCAGCAUUUGUUCACUGUAAACUUCAUAAUGGAAUAAACAGAGACAGCAGUAUGACUGCUAUAGCAACACAAGCUAGCGUGGAGUUUCGGCGGAAAGGGUCGCAAAUGUCUGCAGACACAAUGGCGUCCAAUCCCAUGUUUGAUGCAGGUGAAUUUUCGGACAACUAUGAUGCAGGCAGAGCAGAGGCGUGUGGAACACUUUGUAGGAUAUUUUGUAGCAAGAAGACUGGGGAGGAUAUACUACCAGCCUACUUAUCUCGAUUUUACAUGCUUUUAAUUCAGGGUUUGCAGAUUGCGGAUUCUGUUUGCCAUCCAGUUCUGGCUAGCAUUAUUCUAAACUCACCUGCAUUGUUCUGCUGUGACCUGAAAGGGAUUGAUGUCUUAGUUCCUUACUUCAUUUCAGCCCUUGAAACUAUCUUACCUGACAGGGAACUUUCCAAGUUUAAAUCAUACGUGAAUCCCACAGAGCUAAGAAGAGCCUCUAUCAACAUCUUACUCUCCUUGUUGCCUCUUCCUCAUCAUUUUGGAACAAUAAAAUCAGAGGUUGUUCUGGAAGGAAAAUUCAGCAAUGACGACAGUUCAUCAUAUGAUAAACCAGUAACCUUCCUUUCCUUGAAACUGAGGCUUGUGAAUAUACUUAUAGGAGCACUGCAGACAGAAACAGACCCCAAUAACACACAGAUGAUAUUAGGUGCAAUGUUAAACAUUGUACAAGAUUCAGCACUUCUCGAAGCCAUUGGCUGCCAGAUGGAGAUGAAUGGUGAAAAUAAUAUCUUGAAAAGCCACAGUCGCACAAACAGUGGCAUUAGCACCGCAAGUGGAGGAAGCACAGAGCCUACUACUCCUGACAGUGAGAGACCAGCGCAAGCUCUCCUAAGAGAUUAUGCUCUUCAUACAGAUACAGCAGCUGGACUCCUGAUUCGCAGCAUACAUUUGGUAACACAAAGGCUCAACGGGCAGUGGAGGCAAGAAAUGAGCAUCUCGUUGGCUGCAUUAGAACUUCUUUCUGGUUUGGCCAAGGUGAGAGUUGCUGUUGAUUCUUCUGACAGGAAGAGAGCAAUUAGCUCAGUGUGCUGCUACAUUGUGUAUCAGUGCAGUCGUCCUGCCCCUCUCCACUCCCGAGAUCUGCACUCCAUGAUAGUAGCAGCAUUCCAGUGUCUCUGUGUCUGGCUCACUGAACAUCCAGACAUGCUUGAUGAAAAGGACUGCUUAAAAGAAGUGUUAGAGAUUGUGGAAUUAGGCAUCUCAGGAAGUAAAUCCAGAAACAGUGAGCAAGAGGUCAAAUAUAAAGGAGAUAAAGAACCAAACCCUGCUUCUAUGAGGGUGAAGGAUGCAGCUGAAGCUACACUUACAUGUAUUAUGCAAAUACUUGGAGCUUUUCCUUCUCCCAGCGGCCCUGCCUCCCCUUGCAGCUUGGUGAAUGAGAUCACUUUAAUUAAAUACUCCCGUCUGCCUUCCAUAAACAAAUACAGCUUUCGAUACUUUGUUCUGGAUAACAGUGUCAUCCUUGCGAUGUUGGAGCAGCCCCUAGGGAAUGAGCAAAAUGACUUUUUCCCUUCAGUCACAAUUCUGAUCCGUGGGAUGUCUGGGCGACAUGCGUGGGCCCAGCAGCUUUGUCUUUUGCCAAGAGGAGCCAAAGCAAAUCAAAAGAUGUUUGUCCCAGAACCUCGUCCUGCGCCCAAGAAUGAUGUUGGACUCAAAUAUAGUGUGAAACAUCGGCCAUUUCCUGAGGAAGUGGACAAGAUUCCUUUUGUAAAAGCUGACCUGAGCAUUCCAGACUUACAUGAAAUAGUUACUGAGGAACUUGAAGAGAGGCAUGAGAAGCUGAAGAAUGGGAUGGAACAGCAAGUUCUCUAUGAGAAGUCUAUAGAGCAGCAGAUGGAAGAAGAGUGGCGGAAGAAGAGUUUCCCUGAUCCCAUCACAGAGUGCAAGCCACCGCCUCCUGCACAGGAAUUCCAAACCGCGCGCCUCUUCCUCUCUCACUUCGGAUUUCUGUCACUAGAAGCAUUGAAGGAACCUACUAACAGUAGACUACCUCCUCACCUGAUUGCACUUGAUUCUUCCUUACCUGGCUUUUUUGAUGACAUUGGCUACUUGGAUCUGCUGCCGUGUCGCCCCUUUGAUACAGUUUUCAUUUUCUACAUGAAGGCAGGCCAAAAAACAAGCCAAGAAAUCUUGAAGAAUGCAGAGUCUUCCAGGAGUGUUCAGCCACACUUCCUAGAGUUUUUGCUCUCUCUUGGUUGGUCAGUUGAUGUAGGAAAACACCCUGGAUGGACAGGACAUGUUUCAACUAGUUGGUCCAUUAACAGCUUCUGUGAUGACGAGGGAAUUGAACAAGAUGAAGUAAUCUCUUCAGAAGAUGUUGGGGCAAAUAUCUUCAAUGGACAGAAGAAGGUGCUAUAUUAUGCAGAUGCCCUUACAGAAAUAGCUUUUGUUGUCCCCUCACCUCUGGAGUCCUUGACCAAUUCAUUAGAAAGCAAUGUCUCUGACCAGGAGAGUGACUGUAAUGUGGAUCUUCUACCUGGAGUAAUAAAGCAGCCAGCAUUGACCCUCGAGCUCUUUCCCAAUCAUACAGAUAAUCUCAGUUCUUCACAAAGGCUCAGUCCUACUUCCAGAUCAAAGAGGUUGCCUCAGGGUCGGGCUGUUCCCCCAAUGGGACCUGAAACCAAGGUGUAUGUGGUCUGGGUUGAACGCUAUGAUGAUAUAGAGAACUUUCCUCUCUCUGACUUGGGUUCAGAGACCAGUACUGGAGUAGAAACAACUGCAAACAGCAGCACUUCACUGAGAUCCACUGCUCCUGAAAAAGAAGUUCCAGUGAUCUUCAUCCAUCCUCUAAACACUGGCCUGUUUAGAGUAAAAGUGCAAGGAGCUACUGGGAAAUUCAACAUGGUCAUCCCACUGGUGGAUGGGAUGAUAGUUAGCAGACGAGCUCUAGGUUUCUUAGUGAGACAGACAGUAAUAAACAUUUGUCGAAGAAAAAGGCUGGAAAGCGACUCGUACAAUCCUCCUCAUGUCCGCCGAAAACAGAAAAUAGCUGACAUUGUCAAUAAAUACAGGAACAAACAGCUGGAGCCGGAAUUUUAUACCUCCCUUUUCCAAGAGGUUGGGCUAAAAAACUGCAAUCCUUAGACCAAUAUCCUUCUUGAACAAUUAGAUCAGAGCUUGGUGUCUACUGUAAUGAAAAGGAAAAAAACCCGAUCUUCCCCAUCUUGGAACUCCUGUAUAAAGAAACCACAACUUGAGCAUGACCUCUGCUUUUGCUGCAAGGAAGAAAUGGGGACUGGAUCUGGGUCCUCACCCUGCAGGUCUCUGAAUACAGCCCCACAUCACCAACUUCUGCAGAGGGAUAAGCUGUAACAUCUUUCACCAUCAAGCAUUACUUAGCAGUAGUCACUAUUAGUAAAUGUCUGACACAGAGUGUGAGCUACAUUUUGCAUAGCUCAUAGUGUCCCACAGUUGCAUAAAGUGCCCUGUUCUGGGCAUAGAGCUAAUGUCUAGAGUUUCAAAUUUAGCUUCUCGAGCAGGUUAGGUUCAAGGGCAAGUUCUCUCAGAGACCACAACAAUUGCAAGGCAGCUUUUGUGCAGUUCACUAAAUUCUUCUUGCUUGCCCACUUCAUGACCAGUCCUGGUGCCAGACUUUUGUCAUUAUUCUCCCCCCCCCCUCCACCGGUCAGAAAGCUCCAGUGGCUCACCUUAGAAUCUGAGGUGUAUGCACCAUAGCUCUGUUGCUCAGAGUUUGUUCACCAGUAUGGAUUACUGUCACUGCUGCUGGGAUCUGUUUUAAUAUGAACAUCCUGAGCAGGAGGGGAAGGGAGUGAUAACUACCUUGGGCCAAGGAUAGACAUUUAGGUCACUAACCAACUUUGGGGCAUCGAUAUGCUGCCUGUAUAGUGAUUGUUUCCUGUGUCUGAGUUCAUGACCAGCACUUAGUUUCAUGUUUGUCUUCUGGGUGGCAGUUCCUUUUUUUUUUUUUACUGUUAUAAAAAAAGUAAUAUAAUCAUUACAGAGGAGGAUGCAAUUGGAAUGUGUCCAUCUCUGUACUCAGGGAUGGAAAACUGGCACCACCACAAGGAACCAUCUAUGAGUAUGAAAGCAUUUCCUUGGUCUCAUUUCACUUCAUUGGUUGCUAUGUUUUGUGUUAGAGGAAACAGACACAAAACUUGUUUUGGGUAGAAGCCCUAUGUCACAUCAAGUUCUGGCUUUUGAGAAAGGAAAAAAAAAAUUCUAUGGGUUUUCUUGCUGUUGAAAUCUAGAUCUGAGGCAGAACACCACUAUUUUAACGGAACUCUUUUGAUGCUGCUAAACGGUUUAAAAAUUAGCCUAUGCCUUUUAGUCUUUCAAAAGAGUAUCUAUAAAAUCCAUACUUGAAGAAAGUGGUUUCUCUGAGUAGUACUUUUAGAGAUGACUGAGAAGGCAACCGAUUCUAAACAAAUUAAUCAUGUUUCUUGAGAAGUACACCUAUUGACUUCAAUGGGACUUGCUUCCAAGUAAGCAUAAGAUAUUUAAACCAACAGGAAUUAAAUUCCUGUGUUGCCAGCUUGGCGUGUUGCUUUUGGAACUUCUUUCUGUUGUGACUCCGUAAAACCAUUAGCUGCAGAGUGAUGCAUGUUGGCCAGAAACCUUUGCGAUGAUGAUGCUUAAUUGCGGGAAGUUGCUGCAGGUGUCCACAGUUAAAAUGUUAAUUAUACCUACUCAGAAAGAUGCACCAUCAAGCUCAGUGGGAUGCUUCAUAGAAAAUGUGUUCAAGAUUUAAGUGCCAGCAUAUCUGUAUGUUUUCAGCUGCUUUUGGAACAUAACUGAGAAAUUCCAUAGGGUGGCUAGCUUUCAGUGUUAGGUAUCCCUUGCUAUUAUACCUUUUGUUUUCAGAAUUAAUACAUAUGCAGGUGGUUCAUAAGUGAUCAUACAGUAUCUUUGCUUUUAUUUGUUCAUCUUUGUUAAUGAGCUCCUGCUUCCCCAGAUUAGUUCAUGGCCAGUAAUUUUAUUGCAGCACACAGAAUUCUCUCCCAGUGUUAGCAAACAAGUCUCUGGGCCUUUACAUUGUCAGAAUCAAAUAAGUUUGGUAUAUUCAUUUCCUAUGCCCAAGUACUCCUGUAGCACAGAAUGAGAACAUUGACACUGUUGUGCUUGAUAACCAUAUUUAAAGUCUUUGCAAAACUGUUGACCUCCACUGGUCUGUGCCUUUUCCUUUUUAUAUUCAGUCAUUGUGGUGGGUUAGGCUGGAAGCUUUAAAAACCUUGACUUUUGUAAGGAAUAUGAAAAACAACUACAGAGUACAGUUUUGCAUAGUUAGACCUGUAUGUCUAAAUAUUAAUAUGCAAGAUACUAUUUAAGAGAAGAAUAUAUGAGAGAAGAAUUAGUUGCCCUUUGUAUCAUUAAGAUAAUAAGAAAACAGAUUUUCGAAAUAGGCUCUUAAUUUUUAAUGCUUUGGUACGUAAUUAAAUUGGGCCAAAGCAGUAGACAUGACCAGUUGUGGAGUAACUUGUGAAGCAAAAAUGUAUGGGAAUCAGACUGUUCAUUUGGUAGCUUUGCACGAAUUUCCAGUGACUGAGGUAUUCUAAAACAGCUCCUUGUAGAAGUACUGUCUUUGUGACUCUUAUAGUAAGGAAAGUCUGUCUUUGUACAAGGGAUACCUUUGUUCAUACAAGCUGUCAUUGUAGCUUUUUAAGGAGAAAAGUGACAUGUGAAGAAUAUCCCAAAGGGCCUUAGACAUCUAUACAAAAGACUGAGCAAUGGAUCAUGCGGUUUACACUGGAGUAGCAUCCCUCCUUGAAGUACUGGUGCAACUAGCACUAUAUUUGAAAACAAGGACACCAAAUGAAAUCACUCCGAAGUCUGGCAUGUUGGGUGGUCUUGCCAAUUAACCCACAAAAUUAGAAUAGGAAAUAAUGCAGCCGAUGAAAAUUGUGAGUGCACCAAACACUUGUAUAGCACCUUGCACUUGAUACUGAAUAUUUGCCAGGAAUAGGAUAGUGCAUGAGCACUAAACUGACUUUCACUCCUAGGCACUGUUCAGAUCCAUUAUGCCAUCUGUCACAUUUAGUCUUUUGAUUAAAUGCCAUUAUUGUACUACUAAACCUAUGCUAGAUACGUGGUUGAGCAAUUGAUUGUCUGCAUAUAAAAAGAAUUGCCAACAUUAGUGAUAAUUGUUUGAACCAUAUAUGUACUCUGCAUCAAUGGCAUUAUUUCAUGUGAUUAAUGACUGCCCAAACCAUCUUUCUGAGCUGCUCAGAUGAGAAAAAAGUGUCUUAACCUACAGUGACUUUGGAACUGAGAGAAACUUGGCUAAGGUUUGUGAAGUUCCAUCUGAAAUAAAUUGCCUUUAAUUAUAUGCUCUCGAAUUUAAAGACCUCUUCGGUAUAUGAAGUUUCAGGGCAUUAGAAACUCUGCCAUAAAGCUACAAGAAUCACCUGUGUUGUAAAGGCUUUUUUCUUCAGGAGUUCCUUUCCUUUUGUGCAUGUUUGUAUUUAUCCCCAAAAUUUGACAGGACUUUAUAAUUUGCUUGAAGCAGCCUUAAUUUAGUCUAUUUCAAAAGCUCUCGAACAGGCAUGCUAUCCUGAAUCCACUUGCAUGUUUGUAAGUCCUCCUGACUUCCAAUCUGUACUUACCAGCACACAAGUGGACUUGGCAUUGAGAAAUAAAUUUGCAUGCAUGACUUUGGUUCUGCUAAUAAUAAUAAUGUUAAGAAAGGUGGAGGUACAACAGUGGUUCCUCCGAACGGCACUGAACAAUGAAUGGAAAUGUGUAAGGGCUCACUUUCACUGUGUUCUCCUAGGUGUUGAGUGUGAUGUGGUCCUUCUGUACAGAUGCUGGUUGUCUGUGUGUACAUGUGUAAAAGAGAAGGCUUCCGAAUGCACUAAUACUUUCCUGUCAUCUGUGUGGAACUGUAGGCUGCCUGCAAUAAAAUGUUCUGGUUAAGAUCUCUCUAAACACUGUUGCAUUUGAAAAACUGGCUCUUACUGAGUCAAAUGAGAUGUCAGAAUACCAUACUUAAAGGAGCUGUCAGGAUAACCUUUUAAAUUUCCAGUGCUUGUUUUGAAUAACAUUCCAAAAAAAUUAAAAAGUAGUAAGAGAAGUGUAAAUUGACUUGGUUCUUGCUAUUUGUGCUGCUUGUUUCCUAUUACCAUUUCAUUUAGUUAUUUUAAUUUCCUUUUAGUAUUUAUUUUCAUUCUCUUGAAGAGAUGCAAUAUUAGGGCUACAAACAUUUACCUAGGUUUCUGUUGUAAAGGCAUUACACUCACAGUUCUCAUAAGAGAGCAUUAUGUUAAUAUAAAUGGAGGUCGUAAAAUGUUGUCAUCUUCAUAGCACUUUGAUAUGGAAACUGUCAAGUUUUUAAUACUUUGGUGAAAAGUUCCCUUUUAAGAAAUGAAAAGCACCUUUCUUAAACAGGGGCCCUUCAAGGAGAUUUUAAAUGCAAAGCAAAAAUCAAACAGGAGGAGAGAUGAGGGGAAUCAUGUCUGGGGGGAGGGGAGUAGCUAUUUUGUAUGCAGAACUGCAAUGGUAGGAAACAAAGUUUGCUUCCGGUACAACCCCAUUGACUUUCAUGGGCUGUAGAAAUGAAAGAAGAGCCUUGAGGAUUAGGCUGCCCCAUUAUCUAGUCACUUCCCAGCAGCAGUGGUAUGCAAUUCACAUGCAGUGUUCAGAUUAUAUAGCCCAGGAGGAUUAUAGGACUGUGAUUCCAGAUGAACAGUGCACAAAAAUCCAGCUGAAACUCAGUGAUGUGUUUUGCAAUGGCAAGAAAUCAUCGCUUGAAGGAUAACUGGGGUCUUUGCAGGGAGUGGCUUGGAAGGAGAUGGCGAGAUACCAUGUGCUUAAAAUCAUGUACAAUUGUGUAUAAAGUUCUGUAUGUUGCCAAGACAUGAUCUUUUUGUUCUUAUUGUAUUUUCUGUAAAUAUUCCUAGCACUAAGUUGUAAAGGCAGACUGUAAAUACAAAGAUGGAAGCUAUGUUCCCCUGUCUCUAGUACUUUAUCUCUUGUUUAGGGAAGGCACAAAGGCUUGUUUGUAUUUAUGCCAACUCUAUGUCCAGAAGAAACACAUCAGAUAUUGAAUGUAACACAAUUAGUCAAAUAAAUUUUAAAGAUAUUCUUAUGUA
Molecule: messenger RNA, 9756 nt
Organism: Heteronotia binoei (common prickly gecko)
Lineage: Eukaryota; Metazoa; Chordata; Lepidosauria; Squamata; Gekkonidae
Gene: RALGAPB
Product: Ral GTPase activating protein non-catalytic subunit beta
Exons: 30
Coding region: 317-4795 (1492 amino acids)
Biological process (GO): regulation of small GTPase mediated signal transduction; activation of GTPase activity
Molecular function (GO): GTPase activator activity
Source: RefSeq, a predicted model, not a curated record